Messenger RNA from Pipistrellus nathusii (Nathusius's pipistrelle), 696 nucleotides. The record is from the annotation of a GenBank genome assembly. Lineage: Eukaryota; Metazoa; Chordata; Mammalia; Chiroptera; Vespertilionidae.
AUGCAGAAAUACGAGAAACUGGAGAAGAUUGGGGAAGGCACCUACGGAACAGUGUUCAAGGCCAAAAACCGGGAGACUCAUGAGAUCGUGGCCCUGAAACGGGUGAGGCUGGAUGACGAUGAUGAGGGAGUGCCCAGUUCUGCCCUGCGGGAAAUCUGCCUGCUCAAAGAGCUGAAGCACAAGAACAUUGUCAGGCUUCAUGAUGUCCUGCAUAGCGACAAGAAGUUGACUUUGGUUUUUGAGUUCUGUGACCAGGAUCUUAAGAAAUAUUUUGACAGCUGCAAUGGUGAUCUAGAUCCUGAAAUUGUGAAGUCGUUCCUCUUCCAGCUGCUAAAAGGCCUGGGGUUUUGUCACAGCCGAAACGUGCUGCACAGGGACCUGAAGCCUCAGAAUCUGCUCAUAAACAGGAAUGGGGAGCUGAAACUGGCCGAUUUCGGGUUGGCUCGAGCCUUUGGGAUCCCCGUGCGCUGUUACUCGGCCGAGGUGGUCACGCUGUGGUACCGCCCACCGGAUGUCCUCUUUGGGGCCAAGCUGUACUCCACGUCCAUUGACAUGUGGUCAGCCGGCUGCAUUUUUGCAGAGCUGGCCAACGCAGGGCGACCUCUCUUCCCUGGCAACGAUGUAGAUGACCAGUUGAAGAGGAUCUUCCGAUAUCCUUCCAUUGCCUUCGCCUCCAGCCCUCGGGAAGGGGAGUAA